Orbilia oligospora ATCC 24927 is the source of this 576-nucleotide messenger RNA. RefSeq lists its product as uncharacterized. NCBI's taxonomy places the organism in Eukaryota, Fungi, Ascomycota, Orbiliomycetes, Orbiliales, Orbiliaceae. The coding region runs from base 1 to 576 and encodes 191 amino acids. The record is from RefSeq and is a predicted model, not a curated record. The transcript has 3 exons.
AUGGUUGAUAACAUCAACUACUCGACCCCCGGAGAAGGGAAAGCCGUGCAAAGGGGACCGGGGGCCUUGGUUAAAGGCCUUUAUGUUGGUUUCGCAACUGUUACAAGAGAUAUAUUCUCUAAGAGAGUAUUUAAAUAUCCACAAGAUUGUGGCAUCCCUCCCCGCGAAAGAAUUAUAUUAAGCGGUGCAUCUGCCGCCGUCAUCGGGGCAACUUGGGGCGCAGUCAUAGGUGGGCGGAGAAACCUGAUCCCGGGCUUCAUUACUUUUGGAAUAGCUGGUGUUGGAGGCCAGGUCGUUCUAAAUGCUAUCGAAGCCUCUGCAAAGCAAGAUAAGUUAGGUGGUAGCAAAGAAUGGUCAUCUGAAGCGCCGCCGAGAGAAGGAAUACUUUCCAGGAUUUUAAAUUCUGAGAAUAGCCCGGUCCGGAAACUAAGCAGCGAGGAGUACGUUUCCAAAAUGAGGGGCAAACAAUUGAUGGUUGAUGCAGAGAUUGCUUUGAUUGACGAAGAAAUUGCGAGAUUGACUAAGAAGCUGGAGGAGGAAAAUGCCAGGAAAGGAGUUGAGAGUGAUUCAAAUUAG